Purpureocillium takamizusanense is the source of this 3153-nucleotide messenger RNA. RefSeq lists its product as uncharacterized. The coding region runs from base 1228 to 2820 and encodes 530 amino acids. NCBI's taxonomy places the organism in Eukaryota, Fungi, Ascomycota, Sordariomycetes, Hypocreales, Ophiocordycipitaceae. The transcript has 3 exons. The record is from RefSeq and is a predicted model, not a curated record.
CAUCACCAUUGCCGUUGAGCGUUCCUCGGUAAUGAGGCGAAGCAAGCAAACAAUCAUCACGCCCGCCGGCCAGCCAGCCAGCUUUUUGGGUUUGAAACCUUGCAUCGUCGAGCGGAGCAGGCCAAUUGAACACGACCGGCAUCCCGAGCCGUUUCCUUCCUCCUCCUCUUCCUCCUCCUCCUGGCUACUAGGGCUCAGAGGGUCAGUCAGGGUCAGGGUCAGGUUCAGGGCGGGCGCGGGAAACCUGUCCACCGCAAGGCGCCCGUCCGCCAGCCAGCCAGCCCGCCCGCCCGCGCCACCCACUCGCCCCCUUUGGCCCACGCCUGCCUGGCCCGCUGAUGAAUGGGUCUGCCUGGUUGUGCGUGCGCGCGCGCAUGGACGCACGCAUGGUUUUGAUACGUAGGGGAGGGGGAUAGGAUGGGAUGAAGAGGAAGGGCGGGACGAUGGCAUGGCAUGGCUUGCUCUGCCCUGCCUGCUUCUACUCUGCUCUGCUCUCUGUCUGCCCUGACUUUUUUGGCCUGGUCUGGCUUGGCCUAGGCUGGCCGCCCAUCACAAACCGUUAGUACGCUCACCCCCCCCCCCCCGACUCCCCUUUCCUCCAGUUCUCUGCCCAUCCGUCUCCUGUGCUUGUCCACUGCUGCUCCUGCUGCGCGCCUGCUCGCCAGCUUUCACUCUCUCCUCUCUGGAUGGCAUGGAUGAAUUAGGUACCUCUGUGCGAACGGUACGGUACCUACCUACACUCUCGUACGAGUGAGGAGGAGAAAAGGCACCAAGUUGGCGUAUGACUGGCCGGCCAGCUCUCUCUGGGCUUCGCGGUCUGUCUCCCCCCCCCCACCCCAGCCAGCCAGCCAGCUCCCCAGCUCCGGCUCCUGAUCCCCUUCUUGCUCCUCCCGCUGCUCCUCCCGGCCGCACGCCCGCCCGUCCGCCCUGGCCGACCCUGCCCUCCUCCUCCUCUUCCUCUGUCUACGCCGCUCUGCCCUGCCCUGCCCUGCCCUUCCCUGCUCUCGCUCGGCCAGCUCGACCCAAAUAAGUACCCAGCGUCCCCUUCUGCCAGCUACCCUCCUUCUUCCUCUUCUUCCCCUUCACCACCAGCUCUGUCUGAACCCCAUCCCAAGCUUCCACGCCUUCUGGAUCUCCUCCCCCUUUUCCUUUUUAUACCAUCUCGUCUUUGUUUGUUGUGAUACCCCCAACUUGAGAUACCCCCUUCCUCUUUUUUUCGUAUCCAGAAUGGCCGAAGAACAGAAGCCCGUCGUGGACGUCCCCGAGGUCCCCAAGGAGGAGACGACUCCCGCCGUCGUGGAGCCCGUCACCGCCGCCGCCCCCGACACGGCUGCUCCCGCCGCUACCGAGACGACGGCCGAGCCCACGUCUGCUGAGGCCACCGAGGCCCCCAAGACGGACGACAAGAAGGAUGAGGUCAAGCCCGUCGAGGAGGGCCACCUGGGCCACAAGGCCCAGGGCGCCAGCUUCCCCAAGAACCUGAUCCCCAGCAAGGAGUUCUUCUUCUUCGGCUCCGACGCUGUCGAGCCCAAGUCUCUGGCCCAUUACCAAAAGACGGAGAAGUCGACCGAGACAGCUCACCACAACAUUGCUUGGGCUUCCCACACCGGACUGGGCCUUCUCUUUGUCGGCGACAAGAAGGCCCCCCACAGCGUCAUCAACCUGGCCGAUGCCACCGAGCCCGAGGUCGACGGCGCCAACAAGUUCCACUUCACUUCCAAGGGCAACAAGCACAGCUUCAAGGCCGCCUCUUCCACCGAGCGUGACGGCUGGGUCGCCCAGCUGAAGCUCAAGAUUGCCGAGGCCAAGGAGCUCGCCGCCACCGUCACCGAGUCCGACGCCUUCAAGAAGACCGUCGAGGGCUUCAAGCCUGCUCCCGUCGUUGUCAAGGAGGACAAGCCCGCUGAGGAGCCCGUCAAGGCCGAUGAGACCAAGGCCGACGAGCCCGCCAAGGAGGGUGAGGCUGCCCCCAAGGAGGAGUCCAAGGAAGAGGAGCCCAAGCGUCGCUCUGCUAGCCGGAAGCGCGCCUCUUUCUUCGGCUUUGGCAAGAAGGAGGAGAAGAAGGAGGAGACCAAGGCGGAGGACGCCCCUGUCGCCCUUGAGACUGCCCCUGAGACUGAGGCUCCCAAGGUUGAGGAGACCCCUGCUCCCGUCGCCGAGACUGCGCCCACCGAGGACAAGGCCGCCGAGGAGGCUGCCCCUGCCGAGAGCCCCAAGGAGAAGCCUGCUGCUUCCAAGCGCAACAGCUUCUUCGGCAAUGUCUUCUCAAAGAAGGAGAAGAAGACUGCUGAGACGGUCAAGCCCACCGAGGAGGCUGCCGAGGCUCCCAAGGAGGCUGACGUUCCCGCCACCGAUGCCACCGCCCCCGUCAUUCCUCCCGUUGAGUCGACGACCCCUCUCGCUGUGGAUGUCUCCAGCCCCGCCACGGUCCCUACCGAGACGGUCGAGGCCCCUGCCACUAACGGUGAGGCCAAGAAGGAGGCCAAGGAGAAGCGCAAGUCGUCUCUUCCCUUCGCCUUCGGCAAGCGCGAGAAGUCCCCCUCCCCCGUCGACGGCGAGGAGAAGUCCGGCAAGAGUGCGUUCUCCAAGCUCCGUGCUACUAUCAAGGGCAAGGGCGCCGCCAAGGCCGAGGAGAAGCCCGCCGAGGAAGCCGCCAAGGAUGCCACCGCCGAGGAGCCCGCUAAGGAGGUCGCCGCCGCCGACGUGGUUGCCAAGGAGGAGGCUCCCGUCGCCGAGGCCCCCAAGGCUGUUGAGCCUGAGGCUGAGAACAAGCCCGAGAACGUCGCCUCCUCGACUCCCGCUGUCACCGCUGCUGCCUAGAGGGCCGGCAACUUGUGAAGCUGCUACGACUUGAGGAACACGACUGCACAAAAAGAGGACCGCACGCAUGAAAGGGUACGGAACGGAAGGAUGGUCUGCAUUUCUUCACAAGAUACCAAGAUACCCUGUCGAGACUGCUUUCACUGAUACCAAUUUCCAAUACUGCUUCUGUCGUUCUGGCAAUAGCCAAAAAAAAGAGGUUGCCAAAAUCACAAAAAAAGGGGGGAGGAGACCAUGGUCUCCGAAACAGUCCUUAGCUGCCAGUAUACCGCAUCGGCUGAUGUUCGAUACCCGGGGAGGAUGCGAUAGUAAUAACUAAUAAUACAAUUGCUG